UCUUAUUUCCCAUUUAGGGCUAUAGGGUUUUCCGGGAUCCCAGCGACAGGAUCGACGCUUCCGCCAUAGCUCGGAGUCUCCAAGGUGUGAUUUUUGGCGUCUAUCCGCCUAUAAGCAGCUCCAUCGCUUCCACAUUGGAUCUAGCAUUCGCAGCUCCCGGGGGGCAUUGUUCAUCGGGAUUUCCUGCUCGAUUUCGCGAUUUAUGGUUCCUAGCGGGGCAAAGAUUGCACAGGAGGAGCGGCGGCGGCACCGAUUGCGCGGCCGGGCAGCAGCGCGGCAGUGAUUUCUCCCCCCCUCUUUGCUCACCCUCCUGGUGGAAAUAUUUUGGGCCUUUUUGGGCUCUUCCGGGAAUGGGCGUGAGUGGGAUUUGCCCCCAGCGGAGGAAUGUCACAGGGAAUGAAUCCGACUGCCCGGGGGAAUCCACGAUCUUCUUCCAGAAGAAGGUCCUCAAGGACUGCGCCAGCACGCGCUACACCGACGCCGACACCAAGAGGCUCCUCCUCCAAGACGCGGAUUUCCGGCAUAGCUGGUUCGUCUCGUCGCUCAAUUUCGCGCGCCUGCUGCUGCUCUUCGCCGCCGUGGCCUUCCUCCUCUCCUCGGCCUUCAUCUAUGGAUCGGGCGUGCUGCUGCUCAGGGCCAACGAUCUGGGCCGCCAGUGCGUCGCCGCUUCCUCGUCCUCGAUGAUUCCUCCUUCUUCACGCACGUAUAGGUUCGCCAUGGUGACGUGCUCCGAUGGCUCCUCCAGCGUCCCGCACAGAUCGUUCGAGGGGCUCAUGGAGCUGGUGACGCCAAACAAGAGGGCGUAUGUGGAUCUUCACGGUUAUGACUUCAUCGAUGCGAGCGAUUGCCUGGACAGGAGCCGGCCUCCCAGCUGGAGCAAGAUCCUCGCAGUACGCAAGCACUUGGCGAGCUAUGAGUGGGUCUUCUGGAAUGACGCGGAUUCUCUAGUGACUAAUCCGACGAUUUCUCUGGAGGAUAUUGUGAAUUCGGUCGUUGGCGACGUGGAGUUUCAAGACAUGCCAGAUUUCAUCGUUACGGAAGACGUUACUGGCGUCAAUGCAGGCAUGUUUUUCUUCCGCAACUCGGAGUGGAGUCAACAGUUUCUGGAACUGUGGUGGAACCAGACGGCGUUUAUUAAACCCUUCGGCCACAGUAAAAGCGGCGACAACGACGCCCUGAAGCAUUUAAUCCGGAGCAUGGAUGCAGCAGAGAAAAGGACUCACGUACGCGUAGCGCCUAUGCAGUGCCUCUUCAACUCCAACUUGUGGAGACCCUCCUGGAAGAACGGCCAUCGCUUGAUCUCGUGGACAAAGUCGGUCUGGCAUGGAGUUUAUGCCAAGGGGGACUUCAUGGUCCAUCUAGCAGGUUUAAGCGACAAGAAGACUUGGAUGAAGAAGAUUCUCAAAGAACUGGACGAAGAGAGAAUUUGGAGCACAGGAAAUCGUCGAGCAGGUCCUCCCUAAACUUCGAACAGGCAACGCAUGGCCAAAACUACACACACCCACACACAGUACAGAGCACGGGAAAGCAUUUUGGAUUCGAGGCACAUACUAUUCUUUUUUUUUCUUUUCUUCCCCCUUGUUUCUUUUCGGUCGGGCCAUUUCGUUUUGCGGCAUAGCUCACACUAUUCUAUGGUGGAUUUCUUCGCUCGCAGAGCUGCCGGGGACGACAGGGCCAAGGAUUUGUACGAUGAUGACGACUACGAACGAUGACGAGCGAUUACGCUGAGCAGCUACUGAGCUUGGUGGAGAGAUUUCUCUCUGCGAGAAGAUGGUGAAGACGAAGAUACGCGAGAGUUUGAUCCACCCAGGUUCCAUUUUUGAUUCAUUCAUGUUGUAGGAGAAGAAGAAGCGUGCAGUGGCUGCUCGUUUGUUUUAUUACUCUCUUUCUUUUGUAAAGUUAUAGAUGAAUUGGAGCACACUGAAGAAAACAAUGAUGUAAA
Selaginella moellendorffii is the source of this 1942-nucleotide messenger RNA. RefSeq lists its product as uncharacterized. The transcript is spliced from 5 exons. Gene Ontology annotation, molecular function: glycosyltransferase activity. The coding region runs from base 351 to 1463 and encodes 370 amino acids. The record is from RefSeq and is a predicted model, not a curated record. Gene Ontology annotation, biological process: protein N-linked glycosylation. Gene Ontology annotation, cellular component: Golgi membrane. NCBI's taxonomy places the organism in Eukaryota, Viridiplantae, Streptophyta, Lycopodiopsida, Selaginellales, Selaginellaceae.